CGCGCUCGUAACUGGGGGACUCGGCAGAAACUCGUAUAGGAGGUAGAAGGGAGUGCAUGGAUAACCGUAUCUAACCAGGAGGGCAAUUAGACUGCCAGCUACGACCUUAAACCCCUUAACUAGACACAAAAGUGAAGUGGUUGUGGAUUGGGAAUCCCCACUUCACAUUUCCUCAGGUGAGCCUCCCCGGCCUGUACCAUGGCUGCGCUGCUUGGGGUGGAGAACGCAGCGAGCGGAGUGCUGAGGAGGGCAGUGGAGCUAGACUCGAAAGGGCGAUAUCAGGAGAGUCUGGUGUGCUAUCAGGAAGGGAUCGAGCUCCUGCUUCAGGUUUUAAAGGCCACCCAAGAAGAUGCCAAAAAAGUUCAUUAUAGAAAGAAGUUGAGUGACUACAUGGACAGAGCCGAACAGAUCAAACAUCAUGUUCUUAAAGAGAAGGAAGAGGGAAAAUAUCACAAGCAAAUCAAGAUUUUAGAGAAUGCGACAGGUUAUAGCUAUGAAAAUCUUUUCAAGCCGUAUGUCAAUGAAAUGCUUACAGAGGUGUGGGUGGAAGACCCUUACAUCCGGUAUGUGCAUCAAUUGUAUAACUUUUUACGUUUCUGUGAAAUGCUUGUCAAGGGACCUUCAAAGGUCAAGAGAAUAAACCUGUUAACCUCCAUGGACGAAGAGAAUGGUAAAGCUCUGCAAACUAGUUGCCUACAGGAGAUCCAGAAUUCUCUCCAGGAUUAUGGCGUUACCCUGGAUGUCGCUUUCUCCUCUUCUAUUCACGACCGAGAAAUUAGGUUUAAUAAUGGUUGGAUGAUUAAGAUUGGGAGAGGUCUUGAUUAUUUUAAGAAGCCUCAGGGUCGUUUCUCUAUAGGUUACUGCGACUUUGACUUGAGGCCCUGCCAUGAAACAUCAGUGGAUAUUUUUCAUAACAAUCAUACAUGGAAGACUUGAUGGAAAUCUUGUGUUUUGUGGGAGCUGGGGAACAAUACUUUUAGGGCAGCUAACAAGCAGUCUGGCCCUUGAUAUUUAUUUUAUAUAGGGUCUCAGACUUCUCACGCUUUUUAGGUCUUACUGACCCAUAUGAUUAAAGUGCUUGUAAUGGCAGCUUAAUGUAAAAUAAAGCACUCGUCUUUAGCACUCGUCCUGCUCCAGGUUUCUGCCUCAUAAAUGCAUGAUUACUCUAUACAUAGCAUAGAUUGACCAUGACGCACAAUUUUGGAACAAUUGCUCUUGUAUAUUUGGUCCCUAUGAAAAAGGGGUAUCCAGCGCCUCGGACAUAAUUUGCUUCACCGAUGACUUAAUAGAACAUUUUGGAUGUGACUGCCUUUUUAAGCAUGCAAUUUACGCUGGACCAGCAUCCUUUGAAUAUGCCUUCUAUGAGCACAAAAAUAGUUAUUAGUAUUCUGUGAUGUAUAAAUGAAGAACCAAUGUUAGCAUUGCUAUUACCGGUAUUUAUUUUUAAUUUUAUUAUUAUGGGUUUUGGUAUAAACCAGGGUUUUUAUAUUUUUACCAGUGGAUCUUUUAUAAUUCUCAAUGAAACAUAUAAACUU
Spea bombifrons (plains spadefoot toad) is the source of this 1535-nucleotide messenger RNA. It is a transcript of the gene MITD1, whose product is annotated as microtubule interacting and trafficking domain containing 1. NCBI's taxonomy places the organism in Eukaryota, Metazoa, Chordata, Amphibia, Anura, Pelobatidae. The transcript is spliced from 8 exons. Gene Ontology annotation, cellular component: midbody. Gene Ontology annotation, biological process: midbody abscission. The record is from RefSeq and is a predicted model, not a curated record. Bases 199 to 936 code for a protein of 245 amino acids.